CCUCCCCGCUUCUCCCCGGCUCCAGCUCAUGAUGAAGUGAUGAUGGCGGCUGUGCCCAGGCUCCGCGUUCCAAGCUGCUGCUAGUCUCCCUGAUGGAGUGUGCGGGCCUCGGCGCGGGGACCCAGCAGCAUCUCCUGCACUUCCUCAGGAGGCUGAAGCAGGUCUUCGACGUGUGCGAUGAAGAUGCUGACGGCUUUAUCAAGGUGGAACAUUUCAUGGAUCUGGGGCUACAGUUUGCUCGGGGAGAUGAGGUGGAGAAACUUGUUAAAUUCUUGGACCCAAAUGACUUGGGAAGAAUAAAUUUCAAGGACUUUUGCCGCGGAGUGUUCGCGAUUAAAGGGCGUGAUGAGCUGGUGUAUGGAGUGCUGGGGGUAAAACACGGAGAACGCCCUCAAUAUCACACGGGAUAUGUGGAUUUCUACCACCAGGAACAGAGCACUGAGCUGCCAGACGGGAUCUCCAUGGACCGGCAGAGCACGUACAGCGAUUCCGAGUCGUAUCCAGACGAAGACCGGAUUACAUUGCCGCAGUGUGGACUCCUCCAUGAGUCCGAUCCGGACAGCGCCAUUGAGAGCACUCAGAGCUCGGAAACAUCAGACGAGGGUCCGAGUGAAGACAAGACUGGAGAGCUGGAUGGCCUCUACCUCCCUAGAGACCGAAUCCUCCUGAACCCGUCAGCUGAUUUCUCAACGCACUCCACGGCCUCCUUAAUCAGUAACGAGGAGCAGUUUGAAGACUACGGAGAAGGUGAAGAUGCUGAUUACCGCCCCAGCAGCCCGUGUCAGGACGACGAGAGCAAAACCAAUGCCUACUCUGAUCUGGGCUCGUCUGUCUCUUCUAGUGCGGGACAAACGCCGCAGAAGAUGAGACGCACGUACAACGACGACUUACUAGACAUGUACUGCUCCCAGUGCUGCAAAAAAAUUACCCUUCUGAACGACCUGGAAGCCAGGCUAAAAAGCCUGAAAGCCAACAGCCCUAACAGGAAGAUCUCCAGCACGGCGUUUGGCAGGCAACUUCUCCACAACAGCAACCUGAGCAGCAGUAACGGCAGCACCGAGGAUCUGUUCCGGGACAGCAUUGACUCAUGUGACAAUGACAUCACCGAAAAGGUGAGCUUCCUAGAGAAGAAGGUGACAGAGCUGGAAAAUGAGAACUUAACUUGCGGGGAUGUCAAAAGCAAACUGAAACAUGAAAACACGCAGCUGGUCCAUCGAGUCCAUGAAUUAGAGGAGCUUUUAAAAGAUCAGGAGAUGCGAUCAGACCAGGUCAUGGAUGAGGAACUCAAACGGCACAGAGAAAUGUUUGGCAAGCUCCAGAAAGAGAAAAACACAGAGAUUGAACUACUGAGUGGCAGGGUUCAGGAACUGGAGGAGGAAAAUGAGGAAUUAAUAACGUCCAUAACCAGACUGAAAUCGCAGACAGAGAAGAUAGACGAGGAAAGGCAGCGGAUGUCAGACAAGUUGGAAGACACCAGUCUGCGGCUUAAAGAUGAGAUGGAUCUGUACAAGAAAAUGAUGGAUAAACUGAGACAGAGCCGGCUGCACUUCCAGAAGGAAAGGGAAGCCACUCAGGAUCUCAUUGAAGACUUGAGGAAGGAGCUGGACCAUUUGCAGAUGAGCAGAGGACGGAGCUUGUCUUCUGGGCAGUGUGAACUCAACGCCAAGACCAGGGAAGCAGAACUGGAGCAAGAAAUCAGGAAGCUCAAACUGGAUAACCAGAAGCUCCGGGAUCAGAACGACGACUUAAAUGGCCAAAUCCUCAGCCUCAGUCUGUAUGAGGCAAAAAGUCUGUUUUCCACCCAGACCAAGGCUCAGUCUUUGGCCGCUGAAAUAGACUCUGCCUCCAGGGAUGAGCUCGUGGAGGCCUUAAAAGAACAAGAAGAGAUCAACUACCGACUACGGCAAUACAUGGACAAAAUCAUCCUGGCCAUUCUGGAUCAUAACCCCUCCAUACUGGAAAUAAAAAACUAAUCUCCCCUC
Molecule: messenger RNA, 1982 nt
Organism: Spea bombifrons (plains spadefoot toad)
Lineage: Eukaryota; Metazoa; Chordata; Amphibia; Anura; Pelobatidae
Gene: RAB11FIP4
Product: RAB11 family interacting protein 4
Exons: 15
Coding region: 93-1973 (626 amino acids)
Biological process (GO): regulation of cytokinesis; endocytic recycling
Cellular component (GO): endocytic vesicle; recycling endosome membrane; midbody
Molecular function (GO): calcium ion binding
Source: RefSeq, a predicted model, not a curated record